Messenger RNA from Abrus precatorius (Indian licorice), 1182 nucleotides. RefSeq lists its product as uncharacterized. NCBI's taxonomy places the organism in Eukaryota, Viridiplantae, Streptophyta, Magnoliopsida, Fabales, Fabaceae. Gene Ontology annotation, biological process: regulation of peptide transport. The record is from RefSeq and is a predicted model, not a curated record. The coding region runs from base 1 to 1182 and encodes 393 amino acids. The transcript has 8 exons.
AUGGGUUGGAGGUACCAUGCUGGGUUGGGGCUGAUUGGAGCUUUUGUCUUAAUAUGGGUCAGCUCUGCAGAAAUAACACAGAGGAUUUUUGCAGAGUAUAAACAGCCUUUUGCACUCACUUACCUUGGAGUAUCAGUGAUGGUGAUCUAUUUUCCCAUUUCAGUUUUCAAAAAGUGGAUCUGUAGCUUACUGAAAAUUUUAUUUAGAAACAUACAUGAGGACUACACAUCUGUUAGUAUUUCCACUGAACUCGGCGUCCCUUUUAGAAUCAAUGAGAUUUGCCAAAGACCAGAAUCCUAUCUAAAGGGUAGUCUGAUUACUGACAAAGAAAUUAGAGAAAGAGAAGAAGGAAUGCCUUUGGUCAAGAAAGAAGAGGAUGAACCUCCCUUGCUUCCGCAAAGUUCUGAAAAUAGUUCAUGGAAAAUUGCUAAGUGUGGCUUGUACCUCACUCCAAUAUGGUUUGCACAAGAGUAUUUUUCAAACAUGGCACUUGCAAACACUAGUGUUGCUAGUACAACAGUUCUUAGUUCCAUGUCAGGUCUCUUUACCCUUUUCUUUGGAGCUCUUCUAGGCCAGGACUCAGUAAAUAUAACCAAAAUAGCUGCUGUUUUAAUCAGCAUGGCUGGUGUUGCCAUGACAACUGUUGGCAAAACUUGGGCAGCAGAUGAGCAAAUCAGCAUCUCUGAGACUCAGAAGCAUUCUAUCACUGGGGACAUUUUUGGUCUACUCUCAGCACUAUGUUAUGCCUUAUUCACAGUGCUUCUCAAGAAUUCUGCCGGAUCAGGAGACAAGGUUGACAUGCAAAAGCUUUUUGGCAGUAUUGGUCUCUAUAGUAUUCUUGGAUUUUGGUGGCUAGCAUGGCCAUUAAAUGCUGUGGGAAUUGAACCCCUUUUCAAAUUUCCAAGUUCAAUGUCCACUUGGGAGAUUGUUAUUGCAAAUAGCAUUUGCUCAAGCGUAAUUUCAGAUUACUUAUGGGCCCUUUCUAUAGUUUGGACAGCUCCUUUGGUUGCUACAUUGGGCAUGUCUUUAACAAUUCCCGUUGCCAUGAUAGCUGACAUGGUUAUACAUGGCCGCAAGUACUCAGCAAUGUACAUUCUUGGAUGCAUUCAGGUUCUUGCAGGGUUUAUAUUAGCAAACCUUUCGGGUAAAUUUUCAAGAUGCGACAGAGAGUUAAGUAGGUGA